Molecule: messenger RNA, 1386 nt
Organism: Effrenium voratum
Lineage: Eukaryota; Dinophyceae; Suessiales; Symbiodiniaceae
Source: the annotation of a GenBank genome assembly
AUGAAUCGUCUCGACAAACUCCGCGCCGCGAAAGCCACCGCUCUCGAGGCGAUCGAAAAGGCGCGCGAUGCGCUGGUCGACGAAGAAGGCCAGUUCAAGGCGCUUUCGGAUGAAGACAAGGCCAAUCUCGACGAACUCGAGCAGCGUGUGAAAUCGCUGACCGAGCAGAUCGGGAAGGAGGAGGACUUCCAGAAGGAAAUGACCGCCUCCACCGUUCUGGCCAGCGCCGAAAAAGGCAAGAAAGGGGAUGACGACGUGAAAUCCGAUCCCGCUGCCCGCAAGUCGUCGUUCGCCAAGGCGCGCGGCGGUGAAGCCACCGACGGCGUGCUGAAGGUCGGUCUCGUGAUGAUCGGUAUCGCCGCCAAGGCGCGCGGUAUCGUCGACGACCCGCUCAAGGCCAUCCGUGACGCUGGACAUGCUACGCUGGCCGAUGAACUGGCCUAUGAGAUGCGCUCAAUGAACGCAUCGAUCUUCACCGAAGGCGGCGCCGUGGUUCCGUCCUUCAUGUCGCAAGAAAUCAUCGACUUCCUGUGGCCGAAGACGGUGUUCCUGCGCCUCAACCCGAACCGCGUGCCGAUGCCGAACGGCUCCUAUGAGCAGCCCGGCGGCGCGUCCAAGCCAACGGCCGGCUAUGGUCAGGAACUGGCCAAUGCUCCGGCGACCGAACUCACCUUCCGCGGCAUCUCAAUGGUCGCCAAGGAACUGAGCGCGCUGAUCCCGAUGUCAAACCAGUGGAUCGACUUCUCGAUCCAGGGCGCACAGGCGUUCGUCGAGCGCAGCCUUCGCCGGGUGAUGUCGACCACGAUGGACCAGAAGUUUCUUCGCGGCGACGGGCAGAACGGCGCUCCGCAGGGCAUCUUCAAUAUCCCAGGUGUUGGCACCGGUGGUGUCGGUGGCACCUACUCGGAUGCAACGGCGCCGACGCAGGCUGAAGUCGAUGCGGUGACCCGCGCCAUGAUCAACGAUCUGGCCACGCGUGAUGUCAACCUCGACAGUGCGGCGUGGAUCAUGACCGAACGCACCCGCGGUUAUCUCGAAGACCUCAAGGACGGCAACGGCAACUAUGUCUACGCCGGCCUCCAGAUGGAAAACCCGACGUUCAAGCGCCGGCCGGUCAUCGACACCACCAACCUGCCCGAGAACCUGGGCGGCAGUGGUGAUGCCGCGCCGCUGGCGCUCGUAGCGGGCGACCAUAUCCUGAUGGGCGAAGCCGGCGACAUGGAACUCUCGGUGUCGCGUGAGGCGGCCUACCGGGACGCCAACAACGUGGUUCAGUCCGCUUUCCAGCGCAAGGAAACGCUCCUGCUGGGUGUGAUGCGCCACGAUGUCACCGUCGAGCACGUCGAGGCGAUCACGGUCACCGAAGACAUUCGCUGGGGCGCUUAA